This is a messenger RNA of Olea europaea var. sylvestris, 402 nucleotides long. RefSeq lists its product as uncharacterized. The coding region runs from base 1 to 402 and encodes 133 amino acids. NCBI's taxonomy places the organism in Eukaryota, Viridiplantae, Streptophyta, Magnoliopsida, Lamiales, Oleaceae. The record is from RefSeq and is a predicted model, not a curated record. The transcript has 2 exons.
AUGGAGCAGCAAUAUAAGAAGUUCCUUGAAAUCUUCAAAAAGCUCCACAUCAACAUCCCGUUCACCGAUGCACUAUUCCAGAUUUCCAGCUAUGUAAAGUUUCUGAAGGAUAUAUUAUCAAAUAAAUGCAAGCUGGAAGAUCAUGAGAUAGUAAUGCUAACCGAAGAGUGCGACGUCAGGAUCCAGAAAAAGCUCCCACCAAAAUUGAAAGAUCCAGGGAGGAUUAUUGAAGAUGUAUUGGUCAAAGUGGAUAAACUUAUAUUCCCAGUGGACUUCUUAAUUCUGGACAUGGAAGAAGACAAGGACGUGCUUAUCAUAUUGGGGCUACCAUUUUUGGCAACUGCAAGAGCUCUCAUAGAUGUGCAACAAGGACAAUUAAUUCUGAGACUGGGCAAGGACUAG